UCUUAACUCACCAUUUAUUUUUAUCUUUUAAUUAUAUUUAUCAUAUUCUCCGAUCCAAUUCAUUUUUCCCUUAAUUUCAUCGAUUUUUUUAAUUUGUGUAAAGUUUGAGGCACGUAUGGAGUAUUAUUGACAGUAGCAGUGGCGGUGGUUAAUCAUCAAGAGCUCUCGUUUUUAUGCAGGCGUGGGUAUAAAACCAGGACCUUUGCCUUUACUCUUUCCUUUUUACUUUCUAUCUUCCCUCUUUCUCUCACAAAUUUAUUUGCUUAAUUUUUCUUGCAACUCUUAGUUUCUGCUCCUCCUUCAAACUUGUAGAAUCCAGGAGUAUUUCUUUUGAACUCAGACAUUUGAAAGACAAAAUCUUAGUUUGUGGGCUAUACAAAAAUCACACAAACAGGGGAUUAAAAGGAAGUGAACAAAACCAACAAAAACCCAAAAUUCUAUACAGUUUUCUUCAGUAAAAAGCUUUAAUGGAGGUCAGACUACUAAAAGUUGCUCAAAAUCUGAAAUGGGUAUCUUUUAUCUCUCCAGUUUUAGUUGAUUUUUCCCUUUCCUCAGUCCCCUCAAUGAUUCAGUAAAGAGGGGUCAUUACUCAAAUGUUCCGACUAGGUUUUAUGUUUAAUUUCAGUACUGGGUGUUAUUUUUUAUGCUGAAAUCAAUUAUUUGGCUCAAAUUUAAUGCACUAAUUGUAGUAUUUUCUGUCAGCAAUUUCCUAGUGUUGAUUAGAUUCUUAUUGGUAUCUCUCUCUUCCCUUAUAGAGUAGUAAAGAUCUCUCUCUCUCUCUGGUACCAAUUUUAGUUUCUUUACAAGUUCAGUCAAUUUCUCUUCAAGAAGCUGUUGUAGGCUGAUAACGCUGGUUGUAAUCUAAGUACAUGGAAAUGGGUGCAUAAAUUUGGAUGCUAUGUCAUUUUCAGCUCAUUGAUUGAAGUGGGUACUUGACUUUUCUAUUACCCUCUUUAUGUGAACUAGCCAUAACUAGCCCUCAUCAGUCUAUAGCAGUCAAUAGUUCUUCUGUGGGUUAAUUGAGCUUCUUUAGUUAUUUGUGGUGGGGAAGGGGGAAUCUCUGUCAUUUCCUCUUAAUAUAUUUGGACAUUUUUUCUGUUUUUUAAUAUUCAAUAUGCAUUAUUUCAUUUGAUUGUGAUUUAUAAACCCUGUUCAAUUUUCUGGCUUUUUGUUGGCUUUUUAGGUUUCUGAUCUUAAUUCAAUUAGGGAAUUGGGAUUCUUGUGAGGGUUUUUUGGUUCUUUCUCCUACUUGUGUAAACUUUAAACCAUUUGAAAUUUUGAAAAAUAGGAGUGAAGAGGAUAGAGUGAGUCAAUUGUUGUUAUGGAUGUGAAUGAUAAGGAUAGAUUGGAGCUAGAAAAGGGGAAUGAUGAAUCAUUGAGCUAUCAUCCCCUUGGUAUAUCGUCGGAAUGGAGAUAUGAUAUUCCCAAUUUCACUAAUUCAUCAAUGGGUUUAGUUUCAAGUGGGAAUUCUAUGGAUGUUUGUGGAGAUGCUGUUGGACCUUCAUGUUCGUCUAGUUCUAUGGUGGAUUCAUAUCCUCCAACAGUUUGGGAACAUCCUGUUAACUCACAACCCUUAAACUUUAGUGAAAUGAAUGUUCAUAGUGGUUCGGGUGUCUCUGAUCCACUAUCAAUGCUCAAAGGUAGCUUAGUUUUACCCGGCAUGUCAGGGAUGUUGCCUCAUAGCUUAUCCCAAUUUCUGGCUGAUUCUGCUUUCAUUGAGCGUGCUGCUCGGUUUUCUAGCUUUAGUGGGGAGCAUUUUGGGGAUAUGUUGAAUCCUUUGGGUAUCCAUCAAUCCUGUAAUCCUUAUAUUCGAGACGGGAUUAUGAUGCAUGGUUCACAAGAUGUAUCGUCAGGAAAGAACUUUAAAGCGUUGGCUGGUACUGGUAGGCAUCCGCAAAAAGCUGAGGUGAGCUUAGCUGAUACAUCCAAGGAUGUUUCAUUGCGACUUGUGGAAGGUAAUUCACCGAAAAAUGAGAUGACGGUUGAGAAGUCUCGUGAUGAAGUUAAACAAGGUGCUUCUGUGUCUGGAAAUGACUCUGAUGAACCCGAGUUUAGUGGUGGAAAUGACAUGGCCCACGAUGAGGGGGUCUCGUUAGCUUCUAAAGGUGCAAAGAAAAGAAAACGGAGUAAGCAGGAUAUUGCGGCCGAGCAACACAAUGUAGAUCAGCAGAAGGGGGAACAUAACUCGACACCGACGAAUAAUGAACCUAAUGAAAAACAUCUUAAACAGAAUUCCCAGCUUUCUGAUUCACCGAAGGAAGAAUACAUUCAUGUGCGAGCACGCAGAGGGCAGGCUACUAACAGUCAUAGUCUAGCAGAAAGGGUUAGGAGAGAAAAAAUCAGUGAGAGGAUGAAAUUUCUUCAAGAUCUAGUACCCGGUUGUAGCAAGGUCACUGGCAAAGCAGUAAUGCUGGAUGAAAUUAUAAACUAUGUACAGUCGUUACAGCGGCAAGUUGAGUUUUUGUCGAUGAAAUUAGCAACAGUUAACCCUCGAUUGGACUUUAGCAGUGAACGUCUUCUUGCCAAAGAUCGGAUGUUUUCUGCACGAGCUGGUCCUUCAUCUGGUCUUGUAUUUUCCCCAGAUAUUCCAAUGCCUUAUCCCUCCCUUCACCCGACUCAAGCACCCAUGUUGCCACCUGGUCUUCCCGGCACCGGAAACCCUUCUGAAACUCUGAAGAGGGUGAUUAAUUCGCAGUUGCCAAAUAUGGAAGGAGGGUACAAAGACCCCAUUCUGCAGCUGCCUAACAUGUGGGAUGGUGAGCUUCACAACAUUGUGCGAAUGGGCUUCAACGGCAAUCCUCCGCUUGACCAUGAAACAAACUGUUCUGAACCGCAGGAGCAAAUGAAAGCCGAAUGUUGAUUUCUCUACUUAGUAACAUGCUGCUCAUACAUUUCUAGCACAUUUUCACUCCUCAUGCACAUUGAAUGCCAGACGGUAAAGAGAAUCUAUGAUAUAGUGAAGCAUCGACAAGUGACCUAGAAUUCGAGCUGUAUAUUCCUAACAACUAAUGUUUUUCAGAGAACAUAAUUCAUCUCUGGACUUCUGAUGCUUUAUAGAAUUCGAGCACGACUUUGCGAAGAUGUCGGAUAAGCCAUUCUUAGCAUGAUAUGAUGUACAGCCUCAGGGAUAUGCUAAAUGCUAGUUGUGAGAAAUUAUUUAUCUUUAGUUAUGUAGACAUGAGCCAUAACUACUACUGUUCAUUGAUCUUUGAUUCUUUGAUCACAUCAUGUUUAUGGAAUGCAGUGUAAAAUUUGUGUAAUUCUUUGGUUGUAGUUAUUACUGAAUAAUGGGUACUAGACUACUAGUAUAUUGGCUUUUUGAAGCAUAGCAAACACUUUUUUUAGUAUGGAAGAAAUAGUCUAAGAUUCUGCAUA
Messenger RNA from Amaranthus tricolor (Joseph's coat), 3375 nucleotides. Its product is annotated as transcription factor bHLH49-like. The transcript has 8 exons. Gene Ontology annotation, molecular function: DNA-binding transcription factor activity; protein dimerization activity. Gene Ontology annotation, cellular component: nucleus. NCBI's taxonomy places the organism in Eukaryota, Viridiplantae, Streptophyta, Magnoliopsida, Caryophyllales, Amaranthaceae. Gene Ontology annotation, biological process: regulation of DNA-templated transcription. Bases 1322 to 2860 code for a protein of 512 amino acids. The record is from RefSeq and is a predicted model, not a curated record.